AUGGGCUUUUGUGGCCCAACCUCGCCCGCCGCCUCGCCAGUGCUGCCGAACGCGCCAGUGCCGAGCAUGAGGCUGGAGGCGCUGGAUGCCUUCAAGCUGCCGCCCUUCCCGCCCCCCAAGCUCACCCCUGAGAGCCCCAGGCCCGCUUCCAACGGCUGGGGCAGCAUGAAGGCCCGGUUCCCGGAGCUGCGAUUGCAGGCUCAGGAUGCCCAGCAGAAUAAAGGGCUGAAACCUUCCCCGCUGGACGGCGAGUUGUCUGGCAGAGAAUCCCAGCCGCUCAAGCCACCUGCGGAAGGCCAAAAGCCGGACGAAGGCGCGCAGGCGGAGGAGGCGCAAUCGCCAGGCGGCCCAAGCAGAGUCCACUUUGCAGCGCCCAGCCCGCGUAGCGAAGCAGCCCAGGCUGAGGAGGGCGCGAGCCCCAGUACCCCCAGUCAUCAGUUCUACGACGUCGUUAAGAAAGCCAUCGCCUUCUCUGCCGAGAAUCUGCCAGGCAUCGUGUCGGAGAGCGCCGACGACAACUCACAGCCGCGCGUUCAGCGCAGCAACUCCAACUUGAGGCGUUCCAAUUACAUUGCGAAGGAGAACCGCAAGAGGGUGCAAGAGCUUCAGAGUUGGCAAAUGCGAAUCGUCAACUCCAUGCACUAUGAGACCGUGAGUGCCCUCCUGAUCCUCCUGAACUGCGGCUUCGUUGCGUGGCAGACGCAGAACAAGGCCCUGGAUGACGAACUGCGGGCAUCUCGAGGAGAGGACUUGGUCAUGGCCGAGCCAGUGGAGCUGAACAUCAUCCAGGGGUGCUUUGCUACGAUCUUCCUCGUUGACCUACUGUUCCGCAUCUUCGCCCACAGGUGGCAUUUCUGCGACACUCGGGCGAAGGACUUCCUUUGGAACGUGACUGAUGUCGUGGUGGUUGGCUUUGACUUGGUCAGCAUUUUCCUCGAGGUCUGGGUGCACUUCAGUCUAGUCCGGGCUAUGCGGGUGAUACGGGUGGUGCGGGUGAUCAAGAUCAUUCGGGUGAUGCGCUCCUUCUCUGAGCUGCGCCUGCUGAUGCACUCCAUCCUCAGCUGCAUCCGCUCUCUUGUGUGGGUCGUGGCAGUGCUGUGCCUGAUGCUGGGCUUGUUCGCGGUGCUCUUCACCAGCGCGGCGGGGUCCACCAUGGACAGCGUGGAGCGGCGCCAAGCCCCGGAGAACGCGGAGCUGGUGAAGCGCUUCGGCACCUUGGACCGCUCCAUCCUGGAGCUCUACAUGGCCAUGACCGGAGGCACUGACUGGUCCGUGCAGUACGAGGCCAUCAACCCUCUGCCGGAGCUGUUCCACGGACUGUUCCUGGUGUACAUCACCUUCAGCAUCUAUGCGCUCGCAAAUGUGGUGACUGGCAUCUUCCUGGAGAACGCCAGGAGCUCGGGGAAGAAGGACCGGGAGCACGUGAUCCAAGAGGAGCUGACGUUGAAGAACCACUACCUCCACGACAUCCAGAUGGUCUUCGAAGAGAUGGACGUGGAUUGUAGCGGCACCAUCACCAAGGACGAGUUUGAUGCCACCCUCAACGACGAGCGCGUGAUCGCCUACUUCAACGCCAUGAAGUUGGAUGUUCGAGAGGCGGAGUGCUUCUUCAGACUUUUGGACUAUGAUAAUUCAGGUGAGGUGAGCUACCAGGAGUUUGUGGAUGGCUGCUGGAAGCUGCAGGGCGAGGCCCGCAGCCUGGACAUGAAGAUCAUCCAGCUGGAGAUCGAAGCAAUGGGCAAGGUGGUUUUGACUGUUCAGGAGAAGUUGAAGCAGCUUCUGCCCAGUGACGGGAGAGCUAGCAUCAAUGAGAAGUGUAGUGCAACUUUGCUUAGCUGA
This is a messenger RNA of Effrenium voratum, 1839 nucleotides long. Lineage: Eukaryota; Dinophyceae; Suessiales; Symbiodiniaceae. The record is from the annotation of a GenBank genome assembly.